Gossypium arboreum is the source of this 762-nucleotide messenger RNA. RefSeq lists its product as uncharacterized. The record is from RefSeq and is a predicted model, not a curated record. The coding region runs from base 1 to 762 and encodes 253 amino acids. The transcript is spliced from 3 exons. Lineage: Eukaryota; Viridiplantae; Streptophyta; Magnoliopsida; Malvales; Malvaceae.
AUGACUUCUAAGGUUGCACAGGUAUUCCCAGACUUGACAGAUCAGUGCAGUGGAGGACUCGACGGUGGCCAUGCACGAGGUACCGGAGGCCGAGGUAGAGGCCAUAGAGGGGCUCAAGCUGAGUCCUUUUCCCUGGGCAGUAUGCCAAAUCUGGAUACGAGUGAGACGCUAGUGUCACCUGCUACGGAGAUUGGGUCUCAAGGUCACAUAGCUGGGGAUGAUGCAUUAUCUCAGGCUAUGCUAAACAUAUUGGAGAGGGUUGCUAGACCUAAUACUAGCUCUGGGGGCCAAGGGUCGGUUACGGAACGACUCCAGUCCAAUGGAGCUGAGCUCUUUAAGGGUAUCACUGGAGUCGCCCCUAAUGUGGUCGAGUACUGGAUCAAGGCUAUGGAACGGAUUAUGGAUGACUUAGAUUGCACCCCUGAGCAGAAACUAAAGGGUACAGUCUUGUUGUUACGUGAUGAGGCUUAUCAGUGGUGGCUGACUAUUAAGGAGGGCAUUCGACCCGAAUGUUUGACCUGGGAGUUCUUUAAGAUUGCGUUUCAAGGUAAAUAUGUGGGAGCCAGUUAUGUUGAUGCUAGGAGAUGUGAGUUUUUGAACCUCACUCAAGGAGACCGCUCUAUGGCCGAGUAUAUGGUCGAAUUCCUGAGAUUGAGUCGCUAUGCUCGAGGCAUCGUGGCAGACGAGUGUGAGAGGUAUGUCCGAUUUGAAGAUAGGUUGAAGGAUAACUUGAGGGUUUUGAUUGCUCCACAGAGGGAGUAA